CGUCCACCUCGUCCUUAAAGCUGUAAAAAAAGAUUUAGUUUAAGAACAAGAUUCUUUACUAAUUAUCCAAUAAACAAAAAUAAUCUUUUCGGUCAAACUGGGAUUUACUAUUAUCUACGUUUUGUGUAAUUAAGAAGUUAUUUUAUUUCUGGGUCGGUGACAGGCACAGAAAUGUAACGUUUAAGGACCCACAACAUGAAAAAUGUCACGGCGGAUUUUAAGAAAAAUUGGAAGGAGCUGGUCAGGUCUAAACAAUGGCUAAUACCCAAUAAUAAACCAUAUUGUAGUUGGUUUUUCCUGUGUUGCUCCACAAGCUAAUUGUAUAACAAGCUAGCUAGAUUAAUAACGUUACAUUAAUACAAAUCGACAAUGGUUUUUCUAAUCGGUAAAUUGUGAAGGUUAGUCCAUUUUCGACUGGGACUGCUGUUACGUGUGUUUCACUAGCUAGCUAGCUAGCUAGCUGACUAGCUAACGUUAACCAGAUUAUUUCAAGAAUUAAAAGUUUUUAUUAUUUUCAGUUCAAUCUCAGAUACUGACACCCCCCACCACCAAAUACGAUGGCAGAGGAUCGGAGGCCAAAGCAGUGCACUGUGGUACUGCCAACGGAGUCAAUGAAGGCCAUUGGCGAGUCCGUUGGAGUUGGGCAAUUACAGGAGGAGAGCUGUGCGGCAUUGAGCGAGGAAGUCAGUUACCGCAUCAAAGAGAUAUUUCAGGAUGCUUUUAAGUUCAUGCACCAUGGGAAGAGACGCAAACUGACCACCAGUGACAUCGACCAUGCACUUAAACUGAAGAAUGUGGAGCCCCUGUAUGGGUUCCAGGCCCAAGAGUUCAUCCCGUUCCGCUUUGCCAGUGGAGGUGGCCGAGAGCUGCACUUCUACGAAGAGAAGGAAGUUGACCUGAGUGACAUCAUCAACACACCACUUCCUCGAGUGCCCCUGGACGUCUCACUCAAGGCUCAUUGGUUAAGUAUAGAUGGUGUCCAGCCUGCUAUACCAGAGAACCCACCUCCUGCUCCAAAAGAAUUGCAGAAAGCGGAAUCCACCGAGCCCCUUAAAGUUGUGAAGCCUGGGCAGGAGGAAGAGGGAAGCAUACAGGGCAAAGGUCAGGGUUCAGCUGCUACAGAAGGCAAAGGAAAGGAGAAGAGCUUGAUGAGGAUGAAGCCACGCGGCACACACGAGCUGUCUGUGGAGCAGCAGCUCUACUACAAGGAGAUCACAGAGGCUUGUGUGGGCUCCUGCGAAGCCAAGAGAGCAGAAGCUCUACAGAGCAUAGCUACAGAUCCUGGGCUGUACCAGAUGCUCCCAAGAUUCACCACUUUCAUCUCUGAAGGGGUACGUGUGAAUGUGGUGCAGAAUAACCUGGCUCUCUUGAUCUACCUGAUGAGAAUGGCCAAAGCUCUCAUGGACAACCCUACACUAUACUUGGAGAAAUAUCUCCAUGAACUGAUCCCAGCAGUGGUGUCCUGCAUUGUGAGUAAGCAGCUGUGUUUGAGGCCAGAUGUUGAUAACCACUGGGCUCUGCGUGACUUUGCCGCCCGACUCAUGGCCCAGAGCUGCAAGACCUUCAGCACCACCACCAACAACAUGCAGUCCCGCAUCACCAAGACCUUCACCAAGAGUUUGCUGGAUGAGAAGACACAGUGGACAACGCGGUACGGCUGCAUCGCCGGACUGUCAGAGCUGGGGCCGGACGUGGUUAAGACACUGAUCCUCCCUCGGUUGACAGCAGAGGGCGCUCGUAUCAAGGCAGCGACUGAUGGGCCAGUCUUGUCCAACAUCGAGAAGAUCGGAGCUGAGCAUGUGCAGAACCUGCUAUUGAAACACUGCGCUACUGUGCUUGCUAAGACGCGCACACCUCCAGACAUCGCGGAUCAGUACCAGGCUGAGUACGGCUACCUUGGCACAAUGCUGUGUUCCCACGUAGUGAAGGCUCGAGCCCAGGCUGCAGUGCAGGCCCAGCAGGUCAACAGAACCACCCUCACCAUCACCCAGCCACGUCCCACUCUCACCAUCUCCCAGAGUGCUGUGGGGAUGUCGGGGGGACCUCGCACACCCAAUAUCAUCAAAGUGCCCAGCUCCCUCACCCUCAUGACGUCCGCCCACCCCGGGACCCCAACCCAGGCUUCACCCCCGGCAACCAAGUACAUCGUCAUGGGCACCAGCGCAGGGGUGGCCCCCUCUCAGCAGGUGAUCACUCUCAGCUCCUCUCGCUCCAGUUCCCCAAUGACCAGCACUAUCGCAAGCACUGCAUCCACUCUGCAGCCCCAGGUCAAACUAGAGUCUGGAGGGGCUGGUGGGGUGGCUGGGUCACGCACCCUCCAAAAAUACAUUGUUGUGUCCCUGCCUUCUUCUUCCUCCUCUUCUCUGGAGAGCAAGAGCUCCGGCCUGCUUCCUGCCCCACCCAUCUCAUCCACUUCUUCUCUGACUUUGGAGUCCGGGGUCAAACUGGAGCUCUCUGGGCCUCCAGGAGCCCGGACUCACUCCCCACAUUGAGCGCACAAGGAGACAGGUCUGCGCCCUCCAUCCACCACACUGCCCGACUGAAACUCACAGGCAUUAGGGGAAGGGCUUUGGGAAAAGGGUGAGGAACAUCAGGAAAGGGGUGACUGGAGCUCCUUAUUCAGACACCAGAAUCAGCGAUAAUGAAAUGGGGGAUUAAAGAAAUCAAAGAGGAGCUGCAAGAUUCUAUUUAUAACAACCAACAGAAUAAUGCUCAUUGCGAUCGGUGGAUACUACUUCGAAAUACAGACAGAAAUGAUCAAACAAUCACGUCACCAUUGUUCUGUUAGUUGUAACCAAUGUACUUGGUGGAGCUUUUCCAUUUUCAACAUGCAAGGUGACACUAUGACUCUCUUGCCCCUAUUUUAAGAUCCUUGACAAAAAUAGGGGAUCAAAGCUUCAUGAAAAUAUUUGCCUGCCAACUCCACUCCUAGAGGCUUCCCAUGCAGUUGUCCAAAAGUAAUUUAUUUUUCUAUAAUGGUCCAUUACUGAUGGCAGCUCUUCCACAUUCACUGUGUUUGAAUAAUGGGUGGUUUGUGGGAAGUUUAAACUGAAAUGGAAUUCAUUUAACAUUAUUUACGAUAGCCAUAGGAAGAAAAAAAGAAAGAAAAAAAACAUAGUGAAAGGCCUGUCAACCACAUGUUGUCAUAGCAAUGUAUUAAUGCUCACUCUAGUGGUGAUAUUUGUGAAGAAAAAGGUAUAGCCUUGUACCUUUACCAAAGUUACGCUUUAUAGUUAUUUAUUUCAUCAUAGUUUUUAAGUUGUUACUUACACUAUCCAAGAAGGAUUGUCCUGCCUGGCAGAAUUCAAUCUAUUAUCUCAUUUAUAUCAUUACUCUGGUAAAAUGUCCAUAGGAAAAAUUAACUGUAGAAGGCAAGGGAAAACUCAGUUAUGUCAUGGCUGUAUUUCGCUAUGACUUGUCAUAAUUUCUCUCUCUAACUCACACACUCACACACACACACACACACACACACACACACACACACAAAUAUAAACCAGGAGAGUUUGGUUGAAGGAUUGGUGAAGCUGUGAGUAUUCCAUCUACUUUGGUCGUUCCCCACACACAUUAAUUGUCUAAAACUGCCCAGAUGUUUGUAUGGUUAACAUUAUUCUGAUUGGCAUCAUCCAUUUUAUAUUCAGUAAUAAAAUCUAAUUUUGUAAUA
Messenger RNA from Conger conger (European conger), 3661 nucleotides. RefSeq names its product transcription initiation factor TFIID subunit 6-like. Lineage: Eukaryota; Metazoa; Chordata; Actinopteri; Anguilliformes; Congridae. The record is from RefSeq and is a predicted model, not a curated record. Gene Ontology annotation, cellular component: SAGA complex; SLIK (SAGA-like) complex; transcription factor TFIID complex. Gene Ontology annotation, molecular function: protein heterodimerization activity; RNA polymerase II general transcription initiation factor activity; transcription coactivator activity. Gene Ontology annotation, biological process: RNA polymerase II preinitiation complex assembly; transcription initiation at RNA polymerase II promoter. Bases 558 to 2492 code for a protein of 644 amino acids. The transcript has 15 exons.